Gopherus flavomarginatus (Mexican gopher tortoise) is the source of this 4731-nucleotide messenger RNA. RefSeq names its product staufen double-stranded RNA binding protein 2 (gene STAU2). The record is from RefSeq and is a predicted model, not a curated record. NCBI's taxonomy places the organism in Eukaryota, Metazoa, Chordata, Testudines, Testudinidae. The coding region runs from base 88 to 2130 and encodes 680 amino acids. The transcript has 15 exons.
CCGGCGGCCGCGGCGGGGUCAGUUCUCUUUAGUGUUUGCCGAUGUUGGAAGCGUCUCCAAAGUGUCCCCGGGAAGCAGUGAUAGACAAUGGCACAAGUUAAAAUGCAGACUGCAGCAAACCUCUCUGGACCUACCCUUCCCCCUCCGGUGCUAUCCCCAUCAGUAACAAAUGCAAGUUCAUUGGGUCUGCAGGCCUCAAUGAAUGGAUCCAUUUCAGAAUCAGUUGCCAGUUGUAACAGUCCAACAGCUGGUCUUGUGGAUUCUGCACCUUCUAGCAACUCACCAGCUCCUCUCCAAGAUAACAUGGCAAACCCCAAAGAGAAAACUCCAAUGUGUCUGGUAAAUGAGUUAGCCCGUUUCAAUAGAGUUCAACCCCUGUAUAAGCUUCUGAAUGAAAGAGGGCCUGCUCAUGCCAAGAUGUUCACAGUGCAGCUGAAUCUUGGAGAGCAGACAUGGGAAGCGGAAGGGAGUAGUAUUAAAAAGGCUCAACAUGCUGCUGCUAGCAAAGCUUUGAACAAAACAAACCUUCCCAGACCAACUCCCAGACCACCCAAAAAUAACAUUAAUAAUAACCCAGGCAGUAUAACUCCAACAGUGGAGCUGAAUGGUCUGGCUAUGAAAAGGGGAGAGCCUGCCAUCUACAGGCCACUGGAUCCAAAGCCAAUCCCAAACUAUAGAGCAAAUUACAACUUCCGGGGCAUGUACAAUCAGAGGUAUCACUGCCCAGUGCCUAAGAUUUUUUAUGUCCAAUUGACUGUUGGCAACAGUGAGUUUUUUGGUGAAGGAAAGACUCGUCAAGCUGCUAGACACAAUGCUGCAAUGAAGGCCCUUCAAGCUCUCCAGAAUGAACCUAUCCCAGAAAAAUUAUCUCAGAAUGGAGAGGCAGGAAAGGAAACGGAAGAAGAAAAAGAUGCAAACAAAUCUGAGAUCAGCAUAGUGUUUGAAAUUGCCUUGAAGCGCAACAUGCCCGUCAGUUUUGAGGUGAUUAAGGAAAGUGGCCCUCCACACAUGAAGAGCUUUGUUACUCAAGUUUCAGUAGGAGAGUUUUCUGCAGAAGGAGAAGGAAACAGUAAGAAACUUUCAAAGAAACGUGCUGCAAUGGCUGUUUUACAAGAACUCAAAAAACUUCCGCCUCUUCCUGUGAUUGAAAAGCCAAAACUUUAUUUUAAAAAACGCCCCAAAACAAUAUUAAAGACUGGUCCAGAAUAUGGUCAAGGAAUGAACCCCAUUAGCCGCUUGGCUCAAAUCCAGCAAGCCAAAAAGGAGAAGGAGCCAGAGUAUAUUCUUCUUUCAGAAAGAGGGAUGCCUCGUCGCCGAGAGUUUGUUAUGCAGGUCAAAAUAGGCAAUGAAAUUACUACUGGAACAGGCCCCAACAAGAAAAUAGCUAAAAGAAAUGCAGCAGAGGCGAUGUUGUUACAGCUUGGUUAUAAAGCCUCCACCCCUCUUCAAGAUCAACCAGAAAAGCCAGGGGAAAACAAAGGCUGGAAUGGCCAAAAUGUUGGGUUUCCUGAGCCAACGAGUAACACACCAAAGGGAAUUCUCCAUCUCUCACCUGAUGUUUAUCAAGAGAUGGAAGCAAGCCGCAACAAAACAGCCCCUGGCACUACUGGAAGCUAUUUGUCAUCCAAAGAAAUGAGCCAGACUUCUAGCUCUUUCUUCAGCAUAUCUGCUACUACUAAUAGUACAGCUACAAUUGCCAGGGAACUCCUUAUGAAUGGAACAUCCCCGACUGCAGAAGCCAUAGGUCUAAAAGGAAUAUCUCCUGCUUCCCCCUGUUCUGCAGUGCAGCCUUCAAAACAGCUGGAGUAUUUGGCAAGGAUUCAAGGCUUUCAGGUACACUACAGUGAUAGACAAAAUGGCAAAGAGUGUAUGACCUGUUUGACAUUGUCUCCUGUGCAGAUGACUUUCCAUGGUAUCGGAAGCUCCAUUGAAGCCAGCCAUGACCAGGCAGCUUUAAGUGCCUUGAAACAGUUUUCGGAACAGGGACUGGAUCCAGUGGAAGGGGCUAUGAAGGUUGAAAAUGGAACACUUGAAAAACAAGUCAAGCAUCUGGGAGAGAAAGCAGACAAUAAACAGACUAACUCAGGCACCAUUGCUCAGGACUGCAAGGAUUCAAAGGCUGUCGUCUAGGAACUUCCCAGCACCCACGGCCGCCACUGCAUCCUUAUAAACCUGUCAACACGCAAUAGGGUGUAUGUGUACGAGGAAAUGAAUGACUAAUACCAUUAUUUGAGUCUUAUGUGAAGACAACGCUAUUCUAACACAAGAGAUAGUAUACAUGGUACUGUUUAUUCAACUGGGGGGAAAUAAAAUUUGAGCAUUUUCCUCAGAGCUUGAGAUCAGAUCAUAACUCAAUUGCACAGAGGCAGCAGAAAUCUGAUCAUGUUACUGGAACUUAAAAUAACAAUUAACAAAGUGUUAUGAAAAAAAGGUAAAGUUUAAAACUGAUUAAUAUGAGUCAGCAUUGAUUCAGUUACACAGUUUUUUCAUAGUGUAGUUUAAGUUCAGCUUUACUCUUUUUUAAAAUAAAUGCUUGAAUAUUUUAAAAUUAACCAAUGACAGUGCUGUGAGAAUUGUAGUUGUUGUCUUCAUAUAUAGUCAUACAGCUUAUCUUUUUAUGCAGCCAUUAUGCAUUCUUCAUUCUAUAUCAAUAUGUAUGACUUUAAGAUGCACUACUUAGAGUUGUAUGCAAACAGAUGUUUAAAUCAUGAAAAGGUUUUGCUUAAACAUGAACUGAUGUUAGUGAGUAAUGAUCAGUUGCAAUAUACUCCAGGAAAAGCAGUUACCGUAUUUGAUUUCCCUCCCCGUUAUCAAUUGGAGAGGCGUCUUGCCUCCAAGGAACAUUUCCCCCUUAAUUCUGCUCUCUGUUGUGUGAAGCACAUCUACACCCCAUUCUGUGUGUUGUAUCAACCCACUGUUUGCAUCAACUGAGUGUUUUUAAUAACUGCAUUCUGAUCAGGAACAGCAGAUAGGAUUGAAAUGUUAUCUAGAAAAGGGAAGAAAAGAGUUGAAACAGAUGUAAAGAUUUUCCUUAUAGAAGGAAUGGUAUUAGAGAUGAAACUGCCAGCUGCACUCGGCACCAGAAUGUUCAGAUAUGUGGGCAAAUGCAGUAAAACCACAUCAGUUCGUGUGUACAAUGGUGGUGUCAUCUCUUCUUUAUUCUCUAAAAAUAUUCACCUAGCAGAACUACUUGAAAAGUCACAAAAACUUACAUUGAACAACUAGUACCUAUGACAAGAACUGGAUUAGACCGUAUCUUCUACCACAGGGCUGCCUCCUCUGAAACUAUGGUUCUACUUAUAUGUAACAAGCUCCUUUUAGACUCAAGUAUAUAAUUUUUUUAAGAGCUUUCCAUUUUUAAAUCUUAUGCAACAAAAACAUGACACAGCUGUUGACUGCACAACAAUAGAAUUAAAUUACAUAAGAUUUCACAAGCACAUAACCCACAAAUCACAACCUGUCUGACUCACCUGACCAGAAGACACACAAAUAGCAAUGUACGGAAACAGUGCAAAUUGCAUAUGUAACUGGGCCUCAUCUGUGAAAGUCCUUUGAUGCUCUAUGCUCUGCAAGGUAACAAGUAUCAUAAUACACACAAAGCUAGUUGCUGCUGAAAAAUUAUAUCCACAAAGUAGUGGCUUUACAUCUGAUCAUCUGCAGAAUGCUCAGUCCUGCUCUCAUGAAGGUACUAAGGACCUUCAUGCUCAGAGUUCUCAACUUCUGGGGGCUCUGCCUUCCCACAUCCCCCUAGUUCCAGGUACGGACAGUGCCUGUCUGGCUCCCAGAGCUGGGGAUGCUGGUGGGGAGGCUGAGUACCCAGUAGGGCCGGCUGUACAGUUUUCGCUGCCCCAAGCAGCGGCCCAAUUGUCGCCACGGGCGACGAGGGCAGUCCAUGUACCCUUAGGGCAGCAGCCUCAUUUCUGCGGCGGCGGCAAUUUGGCAGCAGCUUCUAUGUUUAGCUGAAGCCGUCCAGGACAGCUAAACAUAGAAGCUGCUGCCGAAUUGCCCUUCAGUGUGCUGCUUGGGGGCAAAACAACACAGACUGCCACCCCUUGCAGAUUGCCGCCCCAAGCACCAGCUUGGAAUGCUGGUGCCUGGAGCCGGCCCUGGUGCUCAGGCUCUCUGGUAUCUGGGCCAUCUUUUGUCAUUUUCACACAGAACCUUCUCUGAGGUCAGUCAACAAACCAAAAGUUUCACAUUUGACAUUUCAUCCUGCUUAGGGUAAAAAAAAAAUGUCCCCCUCAAAACAAUGUUUUCUCAGAAAUGGAUUCCCUUUUUUCAGCCACUUCUAAUGCUGAGCACCUUAGCUGGUGUGAAAGUGUGUAACUUCCAGGAGGCAUUUGGCAGGAUCAGGAUCUUAAAAUGAUAGAGAAAUAUUGAACUGUGACCAAUGUCUUGCUCAAGGAGUGCAUUGUCUCCAUUGGCUAUGGAAGUGGGCGGUGGUUCUGCACCCUUCAGCCUAGCAGCCUGCUAACCUAGGACACACUUAGACCAGUGGGUCUCAACCAGGGGUACAUGUACCCCUGAGGGGUACACAGAGGUCUUCCAGGGGGUACAUCAACUCAUCUAGAUAUUUACCUAGUUUGACAACAGGCUACAUAAAAAGCACUAGUGAAGUCAGUACAAACUAAAAUUUCAUACAAUGACUUGUUUAUACUGUUCUAUAUACUAUACACUGAAAUGUAAGUAUAAUAUUUAUAUUCCAGUUGAUUUAUUUUAUAAUUAUAUGGU